GCGGCGGAAGGCCAGCGUACGAUCAGAGCAGUGUCGGAUCGGACGGUUUCAUGAGUGAUCUCGCCUUGGAGGGCUUCUGCCUCUAUGGGCUCGUCGGUGCUCUCUUCGUCCGAGCUGUGGAACUUCUGGUGGCACCCACCGAGGAGAGUGUCACUUUGGCAUUGACUGGGGUGAGAGUCGCUCUCGGGCUCUUGGGUCCAGUUUCGGAGCUGUCCUUCCUGGAGAACUCCUGCUGGCCCUUUAGCUGGCUAGAGCUGCGCCUGCUGGAAGAAGGGCUUGUCAAGGCGCUGUCAACUCCUGAGAUGGAACCCCACUGGCGCCGGCCUUUGGAGGGGCCACCGAGGAUGGAGUCUGAGGUCGAUCUCCACAUUGUGAUGGCCAUGGCCCUGCCGGAACACCCUGCCGUGGUGUUCUUGGACACAGUCGAGGCCGAAGCGCGCCACCACUUGCAACAGGUGUUGGGCCCGAAACUGCGCGUCGUGGGCCUGGGCGAUCAUGCCACAGCCACGCUGGACGCCGGCCUCAUGGUGAAAAGAGCCGUGGCCGAAGCUGCGCCGACCACGAGGGUGGAGAUCACAAUGAGUGGCCUCGCCUGCCCGGAGAGCCAGGCCUUUGGCUUGGAGGUGUCAGAGCUGGGCUUCAGCCCCGACCCGCUGUUCCGAAACGCCUCGCUGCGAGGGCCGACUCUGGGCCUGCAGCUCCUGGCCGCUCCCGCUUCGGCCACGCUGGAGCUGAGGAAUGUGAACAGUUUGCUCUAUACGGCGGACCUGGACGUAGGAGUUGCUGGACGAUCUGCUCGGGUCGUGGUGGACACCGGUUCUGCUGACUUUUGGCUGAAGCCGAACCUGUUGGUGGAGGAAGUGCAUGGUCAGAAGCUUGUCAGUGCCUCGCCGCGGCGACAGGACGUUCGUGGACAGCGACUCGUACCAGAGUAUAUGAUCCGAUACGGCCUCGGUGAGGUCAUAGCGAUCCCCAUCGUCGAAGAGCGUGUUUGUGCUGGGUCCCUGUGCCUGAAGCAGCUGGAGCUCAUGCUUGCGGUAAAGAUUCAGGGCGUCCAGGAGCAGGGCGCCUUUGACGGAUUGGCAGGACUGGCUUUUCCACUGCUGCAGCAAGCGCCGACGAAUCAAACACUCCUCCAAGCUCUGCAGCUCCAAAGCGGCUGCAAGCACUUUGGCUUUUCCCUGGCGCUGCGCGGCGAAGGCGGCGAGAGCCUUCUCAGCCUGGGUGAAGUGAAAGAUCUCGUGAAAGCGAUGGAAAAAGAGGAGGGCGGCAGCAGCGUCCCCGUCAAGGUCAUGAAUAGAGAGCAGGACCCGGAGCCUGGCUACUGGAUGGUGCAGGUGAAAAUGUCGGUCUUCAACGACAAGCAUCAAAAUCAGCUGCUUCUGGCGAAAGGGAAGGGCCUCCUGGAUUCCGGCAGCUCUUUCCUGGCCGUGCCUGAGGGUUUGGUGGGCUACCUGGUCAUGGCGCUUACCUACGGCCACGGAGGGCUUCCCAGCCUUGCAGUGGAUGAAUCUCAGAGGCUGCUCUGCAGGUGCGACGCCGGACUGAACGACCUUGUCUUCGAGCUUUUUGGCGAAGAUGGGAGAACCUUGAAGGUGACCCUCACCCAGGACGACUUGCUGGAGCCUCCGACGUCUCUCUUUUCUUCUUACUGUGCGCUUCGCCUCCUGGUGAUUCCGGCCAGCGCAAACAUCCCCUACUUGAUCAUCGGCGACCCCUUUCUUCGCAAGGUCUCAGUGGUCUUCGACGUUGACGGCACCAGGGUGCACGUGCUGCCUGUCGGAGAUAAGAAGGGAGCUGCAUUGGUGGCAGAGGGCCUGGCAGCUGGCCCUCCGCGUGGGCUCGCGCUGCUCGGCCUCGUCUCCCUGCUUAGCACGGCCCUGGCCGCGACCUUUUUUGCCUGGAGGCGCCUUGGCCCUGGCUCGGGAGAAGCCGGGCAGGACCAGUACCUGGCGAUGUAG
Molecule: messenger RNA, 1961 nt
Organism: Symbiodinium necroappetens
Lineage: Eukaryota; Dinophyceae; Suessiales; Symbiodiniaceae
Source: the annotation of a GenBank genome assembly